AUGAAAAAUGUCGGCGAUGUGAUCGUCGGUAAAGAGGAGGUGAUCGAGCACCUGCUGAUAGCGUUGCUGUGUGAAGGCCACGUCUUGCUUGAGGAUGUACCGGGCGUGGGCAAGACGAUGAUGGCGCGUGCGCUGUCGGUCAGCCUGGGAGUGGACUUUCGCCGCCUGCAGUGCACGCCCGACCUGCUCCCCAGCGACAUCACCGGCACGAGCAUUUUCAACCAGGAGACCCGCCAGUUCCAGUUUAUCGCCGGCCCCGCGUUUACUCAUGUCCUGCUGGCGGACGAGAUAAACCGCGCCACACCCCGCACGCAGGCCGCGCUACUGGAAUGUAUGGGUGAACAGCAGAUCACCGCCGACGGCGUAACCCGUCCCUUGCCUCGCCCUUUCAUGGUGAUUGCCACUCAGAACCCAGUGGAAUAUGAAGGCACCUUCCCUUUGCCCGAGGCCCAACUCGAUCGAUUCCUUUUCAAACUUAAAUUGGGCUACUUGUCGGAUGAGGAGGAAGGGAAGAUGCUGAUCAAUUUGGGACACCGACAUCCCAUCGAGACGCUGGAGGCGGUGGUCGGCGGUCACAAUCUGCCGGAACUGGCGGAACAGAUUUGGCAGGUGACCGUGGCCGACAGCAUCCGCGACUACAUCGUCGGGCUGGUUCAGGCGACACGCAGCCACACGGACUUGGUGUUGGGCGCCAGCCCGCGCGGUUCGUUGGCCCUCUAUCGCGGCGCGCAGGCGCGGGCUGCGUUGCAGGGCCGCGAUUAUGCGCUGCCGGACGAUGUGCAAGCUCUGGCGCCACUUGCCUUACCGCAUCGCUGCAUCGUGCGCUCAGACGCAGCUUUGAGGGGGCGCACGGCAGACCAGGUCAUCUCCGAACUGCUGGAAGAGACUGCGCUCAAUUUGGGCGAGACGACAGAGGACUGGGCUGAGGCCUCCACUACCGCAGGUCGGGAGUAG
Molecule: messenger RNA, 954 nt
Organism: Geodia barretti
Lineage: Eukaryota; Metazoa; Porifera; Demospongiae; Tetractinellida; Geodiidae
Source: the annotation of a GenBank genome assembly